Molecule: messenger RNA, 772 nt
Organism: Lycium barbarum (goji berry)
Lineage: Eukaryota; Viridiplantae; Streptophyta; Magnoliopsida; Solanales; Solanaceae
Product: mitochondrial intermembrane space import and assembly protein 40 homolog
Exons: 4
Coding region: 63-515 (150 amino acids)
Biological process (GO): protein import into mitochondrial intermembrane space
Cellular component (GO): mitochondrial intermembrane space
Molecular function (GO): protein-disulfide reductase activity
Source: RefSeq, a predicted model, not a curated record
AAAUUAGCAAAGGCCAUAGUGUCAAGGACUCAACAAUUGUUAAGCCAAAAAUAAAAUAAAAAAUGGGACAAGUGCAAAGUGAUGCCAUUGACAAUCAAUCUCAAAGUGUUAAUAAUGAUUCUCAACCACGUUCUCUUGAUUCUUUGAUUGCUGAAGCUGCAGCAUAUGGUGAAGAUGGUGAGAAUGAGUCCAUUGAUGAGAAAGCUCGGAAAGCCCUAGAAUGCCCUUGCAUUGCUCAUUUACGGAGUGGCCCCUGUGGCAACCAGUUCUCAGACGCUUUCCUCUGUUUUCUCAAGAGCACAGCUGAAGAAAAGGGCUCUGACUGUGUUAGUCCCUUUGUCGCUCUUCAAAGCUGUAUCAAGGCAAAUCCUAACGCAUUUUCAAAGGACAUCCUCGAGGAUGAUGUCAGCAAACAAGAUGCAGUGCAGAAGGAGGAAACACCAAAACAGGAAUACAAAAUCAUCCCUCCUAUUUGGUCUGUAGAAUCAAAGGGGACUAAGCGUAAUAAGCUCUAGAUGGCUCGUCGUUAUCUUUCGUUUUUUGGUCCUUUCAUUCUAGGAAGCUCUGGUGGUAUAACUACACUAAGUAGCAGAGUAUUGCCAGAUAAAAUUUUUCCGUUGUGAUUUACAUGAUCAAACUAUUAAAGUUUAUUCGUAUGGAACUGUAGAGACUAGGCCAUUGCUUCUAAGGAAUUUUGGAUUGGUUCAAGUUUUCAUGUGACAUCAACUUUUCAGUGUUAUGAAUUUCUAUUUCAUGGAAAAUUUCACUCAAA